AGGUUUUAAAUGAACCUCAAUCAGAACUCUAAGUUCUUUCUGGGUGGAACCCUAACUGGAAAGCAGCCAUGGAUGUUGAUUCACAACCAACAAUGGAGGAAACGAUAUUAGUCGGCGACGAUCUAAUGAUGGGGCCACCGUCUCCUGUCGUCCCACAAGAAAUUGCAUCUCAUGUGCUUGAAGGCGUCGAGUUAUGUGAUGGGAUCUUACGGAAUUUAUUUUUGUGUCUGCAGAUUAAUGAUAUCGAGCCAUUCUGUCAAGAUGAACUUGCAUUAUAUCGACAAUGUGCUGAAAAGAGGGACAAGGAACUAAGGCAACGGCUUCAAGAUAGUGAGAGAAAAUUGGGGUUGUCAAUGCCUUUUGAUCAAGCAAAGGAUAGAGUUGGGAAGCUUGAAUCAGAAAUCACAUCAUUGGAGAGGCGAUUGAUUCUAGCUAGUGGAAUGGAAGGCAUUGAAGGAUUUCGCCAAAGAUGGAGCCUGCACGGUCGACUUAUGGAUACCAAGAAAAGACUGGAAUCGUUAAAACUGGGAGUGGAGAACAGAAAAGAGGAUGAACCAAGCAAAACUCCUACCAGGAAAAGAUGGUUCCUUUGGUAAAUAUUGGUGGAUGCUUGUAAACAAGAAGAUAACACCUGCAAUAAUCGUAGGAGGAUCGAAUUUAUUUUCAACAUCAGUUAA
Molecule: messenger RNA, 677 nt
Organism: Hibiscus syriacus
Lineage: Eukaryota; Viridiplantae; Streptophyta; Magnoliopsida; Malvales; Malvaceae
Exons: 9
Coding region: 69-596 (175 amino acids)
Source: RefSeq, a predicted model, not a curated record